This is a messenger RNA of Sorex araneus (European shrew), 2973 nucleotides long. It is a transcript of the gene IL10RA, whose product is annotated as interleukin 10 receptor subunit alpha. Bases 85 to 1794 code for a protein of 569 amino acids. The transcript is spliced from 7 exons. Gene Ontology annotation, molecular function: protein binding. The record is from RefSeq and is a predicted model, not a curated record. NCBI's taxonomy places the organism in Eukaryota, Metazoa, Chordata, Mammalia, Eulipotyphla, Soricidae.
GCGGGCGCUGCCGGGGCUGCUUGGCCCAGUCGGGGCCCCGCGGAGCCGCGCGGCGGGAGCGGCUGAGGAUGCGGCGCGCGGACGAUGCUCCUGAGCCUGCUGGUGCCGCUGGCCGCAUUGCUGCAGGGCCCGCGCACCGGCGCCCGCGCGCAUGACCUGCCCAGCCCCGAGUCUGUGUGGUUUAAAGCAGAAUUCUUCCACCAUGUCCUCCACUGGAAGCCCAUCCCCAGUCAGUCCCAAAGCAUCUACUACGAGGUGGAGGUCCUGAGGUACGACCUAGAGUGCUGGAAACCUGUCCCCAGCUGCAGCCAGAUGCGGGUGCAGUCCUGCGACCUCACCAUGGACACACUGGACCUCUAUCGCAGCAAUGGUUACCGGGCCAAAGUCCGGGCAGUGGACGGAGGCCAGCGCUCCAACUGGACCAUCACCCACACGCGUUUCUCCGUGGACGAAGUGAUGCUGACCAUUGGCAGCUUGAAGCUGGAGGUUGUCAACGGCUCCAUCCUCGGGACCAUCCAGCCCCCCAGACCCCAGGCCGCACCCGAAGGCGACACUUACGAAAGCAUCUUCCCCUACUUCCGAGAGUAUAAGGUCUCCGUGCGCAAGGCGCCAGACCCCAACAUGUACAUCGAGAAGACAGUAAAGAAAGAAAGCUUCCGCCUCCCCAUGAACGGAGAAGUGGGCGAGUUCUGUGUCAAGGUGAAACCGUCCAUCAGCUCCCGUGUGAACCCAGGGCUGUGGUCCUCGGAGGAGUGCGUGGUGCUAGCCCAGCAGUAUUUCACAGCCACCAACCUCACCGUCUUCUUCGUCUUCGUGCUGCUGCUCUGCGGGGCGCCGGCCACGUGCUUGGGCCUCCAGCUCUACGUGCGCGGUGGUGGGAAGCUGCCGGCAGCCCUGGUCUUCGAGAAGCCAGGCCCCCUGGGCCUGGUCAGCCAGUUCCCGCCCCCCGACCCCAUCCAGCCCCUGGACUCGGAGGCCUUCCUGCAGGUCCUGCCCGAGCUGCGGCACUCGGAGCUGUACGGCAGCACCGACAGCGGCUUUGGCAGCGUCAGGCCCUCCCUGCAGUCCCAGGAGACCCCCAUCCUCGCCACCCCCAGGGCCCGAGGUCCUCUGGGAAAGAGGGCCUCCCUGGAGGAGCUCCACAGCGAGGGCAGCACCGACAGCGGCGUGUGCCUGCAGGAGCCCAGCCUGUGUCCCGGCUCAGAGCCCCCCUGGGAGCCCCAGCAGGAGGACGGCAGUCGGGGCCAGGAUGACAGUGGCGUUGGCCUGACGCCCGGCGCUGAAGAGCAGCCUGCAUCUGACCACGGGGGCUCGGCCUCGGACCAUGUCGACCCGCCGGAACCUGGGGUGCCUGAGGAGGAAUACCCCACUGACUUGGCCUUCCAGGGCUACCUGAAACAGACCAGAGGCACUGAGGCGGAGGCAGCCCAGGUGGACUGCCUGGAGGAGGAGGCGUCCUGCUCCUCAGAUGACCCCGACCCCAAAUUCCAGACGUGCCUGGAGGCUGAGGUGGACUGGAUGCCACCAGCACUGACCAAGGGCUACUUGAAGCAGGACGCCCUGGGACGGAGUCUUGUUACCACAGGGGCCUCCGCCGAACCAUGGAGUCACCCAACUGAGAAGUGCUCCCUCCUUGCCUUGACCACCUGUGGCGACCUGGGUGCAUCUGACUGGAGCUUUGCCCAUGGCCAGGCCCCUCUGGAGAGCGUGGCCACCCACGGCGGUCUCCUGGCCCUCCUGGACUCCGAGCUGGCUUCCCUGCCCUUCAUCUCCAGCCUGCAAGUGGACGAGUGACUGCAGUUAAGGCCCCGCUUCCAGGUCAUGUGCCUGGGCAGGGGCGGGUGACCUCGGGGUCAGGUGGCCAGGACUGCUGUCCAGGAAAUCUGACAGGGCCGGUCCAGACAUCCCCCAAGAGGCUCUCAGGGGGCCUGAGUUGCAUGGAGGCUGCAGGGCUGUAGUCUGCUUGGAGGGGCCAGCCUUAGCCCCCUGGUGUCGGAGGGGCCAGCCUUAGCCCCCUGGUGUCGGAGGGGCCAGCCUUAGCCCCCUGGAGUCGGAGGGGCCAGCCUUAGCCCCCUGGAGUCGGAGGGGCCAGCCUUAACCCAUAGGAGUUGAGGGGCCAGUCUUAGCCCCCUGGAGUCGAGGGGCCAGCCUUAGCCCCCUGGAGUCGAGGGGCCAGCCUUAGCCCCUGAGGCAUGGAUGCUACAGGGCCUUGCUGCGAGGGAUGUGUGUCAGGUGCAGGGGAGGAAGCAGAGACCAAGUGCGGAUUCUGGUGGUCCGAGCUGACCACCAGCCUGAAGUGGGUCCUUGGGGAGACUCCCCCCUACACACACACACACCUGGCAGCUCCCCCCACCCCGCAGAGACUGCCAGUGCCCCUGCCCCCUCAGCGUCUGUGACUGUCCAGAGCUCUAGGGCAUGUGGGAGCUGAGCCCCAGGGGCGGGGGCUGACUGUGCCCCCGUCUUGUUCAUCUGCACUGCCUUGUCCAGGCCGCCCCCUCCUCUCACCCUGCCCAGAGACGCCAUUGGUGUGAGUGGGUUAGACCGUACACGCAGGUGGGCCUGGGCACCAGCUGCCCAUGUCCAGCUGCAGACCCCCAGGAUGGAGCCCCUUCUCAGUCUCGGUGACCCCAGCUGCCUGUCCCUGGGCUGGGAGCUGGGGGCGUUGUGGACCCCAAGCGUGUGCACAGCGGCUGCCGGCUCACACUGGGUGAACCCGCCAGCAGGAAGCCCAGUGCUGUACCCAGGGCUGCAACAAGACCUGGCCAUGACCCUGGCCUUCCCCAGGACAUUCUAGGAAGGGUCCAGCCAGGAGCCCUCUGCCCUGUCCUCCGGCUGUUAGCAGCCGGCCAGUUCUGAAACAGCUGCCUCUGGGAAUGAGGCUGAGGGAGGGCUUCUCAGGGGUCCCCCGAAAGGGCUAUUUAUUUAUUUGCUCACUUAUUUAUUAAAGAGGCUGCUGCCAGAAGUUGAAGACUC